ACGCAAGCAGAUGCGACGCCAUUUGCUGCCGGCCGUGCGCGUGUAAAGCAAGUCUUGGAAGAGCUCGGUCUCGGGACUCUCUCGCGCACGCGACCGGCCUCUCGCGCCCGCUUGGUACCGCGGGGCUCCACGCGUUACCCCACGCCCCCCUUGGAGGAAUCGCCACCGCCGCCGCCCGAGUAAGAGUCGGAGUCGCCGAGAGGCCUCUGCUCCCGCCAUGCCCAAGAAUAAAGGUAAAGGAGGUAAAAAUAGACGUAGGGGUAAGAACGAAAAUGAAUCCGAAAAAAGAGAAUUGGUGUUCAAAGAAGAUGGGCAAGAAUAUGCUCAGGUAAUCAAAAUGUUGGGAAACGGGCGCUUAGAAGCAAUGUGUUUUGAUGGUGUAAAGAGAUUGUGUCACAUCAGGGGGAAAUUGAGGAAAAAGGUUUGGAUAAAUACCUCAGACAUAAUAUUAGUUGGUCUACGAGAUUACCAGGAUAAUAAAGCUGAUGUAAUUUUAAAAUACAAUGCUGAUGAAGCGAGAAGUCUGAAGGCAUAUGGCGAGCUUCCAGAGCAUGCUAAAAUCAAUGAAACUGAUACAUUUGGUCCUGGAGAUGACGAUGAAAUCCAGUUUGAUGACAUUGGUGACGAUGACGAAGACAUUGAUGAUAUCUAACUUGACCUCAACAUUCUGCAUUCCAACUUCUCUGAGGAUUUUUCAACAAUUUGCAUUUCGGCUGAGGCCUAUAAAAGAAGAUUAAAAUCCCUUUAAUUUGAAUGCAGUUGGGUUAAAGCAUACUGAUUUGUUUCUAAGGUGUUUCUUUAAAAACCGGUAGUGUUGAAUUAAGUGAAAUAUUAAGCUCACUUUGUUCUUCGGGUAUAAUGGAGUUUAUGGGUAAAAGAGAGAGCACAUCUACUAUUUUUGAAAAGAGGAAAAAAACCUUUCCUAUUUUGACCACUUCCAGUAAAUAAAUGGAUGCUUUAAAUAAACCAUUUGCCCUAUACUUAUCACUUAUAAGUAAGCCCUAGUUUUUACUAGCCUGUUGACUGUACAGUGUAUUUCUAUAUAUUUCAGUUACCUGCAUGUAUCCUUGAGGUUUUGAACAAAAUUAAGGGAUGCAGAAAUCUUCAUUUGAAAUCAGAAAUAAUAGAACCUGGGUUUUAAUAGCAAUUUUGAAUUUGUAAGGUUAGUAGUUGCAGAAAUUGAACACUAGGUGGCACCUCUUAACAUUGGAAAUACUGAUUUGGUUGUAAAUUUUUUUUUAAGCUCACUGUACAUACGAAAUAUCCCAACCAAGAUUUUUUUGAUCAUAUGCAUGUAUGUUGAAUAUUUUUACAGAACUAAGAGUAUUGCCAUUUUAUUUCAGAAGUUAUAUGUGUAAGCUACAAUUUUAAAUGAAUUUAUACACAUAAUAAAGACAAUGUCAUGCUGCACAGUGUAUUAUAUAUAUACUUUGUGUUUAGGAUAUAUUUUAUUGUGUGUACAGAAUGUGUUUUUUUUGGUAUGUUAUUAGGAAUUUAGAUUCAUCCUUUCUCAUUCAGUUUUUCAUGGCAACUCUAGUAAAAUGAAAUUAAAGGCUGGACUAGUUAGACCUCACUAGCCACAUUGAAUUUAUGUGCAACUUUAAAAGAAAGAUCCACCAUGUAGCAUGUGAUACUUUUAUUCUGCUGGUCUCCAGAGAACUUUGCUGUGAUGAAAAGUAAUGUAAAGGAAUAAACCUUCACAUGACCUGCAAAAAAAAAAACACAAAUCUCUCAUAAGUGUGCAAAUUCUGGAAUCAAAAUCUGUGGAUCUAUAAAACAUUGUUAAAGAAUAGAAAUUUUGAAUGGACGUUUAUAGUUCGUAUUUCUUAUUUGGCGUUCUUGAACAUUUACCUAGUUAGAUGGCAUCUGAGCUCAUGGGCUAGUUUUUAAUAUUUAAAAGAAACCAGCCUCUAAGAAUUAUCAAUAGUGAUUGUCUUUCUCAGUAAUCUAAACCUAAGAUAUUUAGGCUUUUAUACAUAAAGGUGUUGUGCUAAAUUUGUGGUAUAUGGGAGGUGGGCAAAAGUAGGUUUACAGUUGUUCAUAGGGGAAAUAAUGCAAUAAAUAAAUAAUACAAGAACACUUUCAUGUACCUGCAACUGUUAAAGUACUUUGCCCACCCCUGUAUAAAUCCUUCCACGUUAUUUUACCAAGAAUGUUUUUAAGUCUGUGUCUGUGAUACAGUUCAUAGUAGGGAUGGUGUAUCUCAAACAUCUUGUUUUUCUACUUACCUCCUCAAAUAAAUAUGGUUUAUUUAAAGAUUCUUUAAAAAUUACAACAAUGGCCCAAAUCAUACAUUUGCUAGUGAUUUUUUCUUUCUUGCCUUGGAAGUAACAAUUCGGUGUAGUGUUGCAUCCUUGAAAAUCUGAAAUCAUAAUACCCAUAAUUAAAAUAGUUGUGCUGAAAUUGUAGCUUAUAUCAACACUACUCGGAAUUAUUUUAGUAAUUUACUUUUCAUGUGGAAAUGAAUUGUUUCAUCGAUAUAUUUCAAAUGAGCAAUGGAAGUGGUCCUUAAGAAAAGGGUUUUUUAUUGUUGUUUGGUUAUACUCUGAUUUGUAAAAUACAAUGCUAUAAAUUGUUCUCUGAAAGAAAAUAAAAUGUUUGAAAUCCAGAUAAUAGUCUUACUGUUAAGAGGUGUAAUAGUUAUUACUAACAAACUUGAUAGGCUUGCAUUUUUCAUGUAGUGUUUAUUCCACUUCCAGUUAGAGUAUAAAUAUGCUGUAUUACUAAAGCGGCUAAAUAACCAAACCAAGUGUUUGUGUGAAAAAAGACUUGCCAAGAUUGAUUUGUUGAAUCUUAAACAUCCUCUUAAAGAGAACCCCUCUUAAGGAGCCUGCAAACUAUGCAUGAUGAAAAUUCUUGCAUUUUAUUAAGGAAUGGCCAUUGGUUUACUCAACACAUCUUAGGGUAUCAUGGCUAUAAGUUUAGUUGCUUACAAAACUCUUUGUGACUUGUGGUUAAACUUAGUCUCACAUACCAUGUAAAUAUUAAAUUAUAGGAUGUUGAAUAACAUCUUUAAAUUGCUGUCUGUAUUGACUAAAGAGCAACUGAGUAAUCCAUUAGGUAAAAGCAUGUUUCAAAUGAAACCUAGGUGGAUUUAUACUUUAUUAUUUACAGAUUUAACAGCAUUCAGUAUUAACUGUGGCUUGACUGUUAAAGUAUCAGAAUGCAGAUGAGGUUCUUUAUGUUACCUGACUGUCAUAAAGAUGAAAAAGAUUUGUAUCGGUAUAAGGUGUUAAGAUUUUUUUAUCCUGCUUUGCAAGGAGAAGUUUCAUUUAUGCUGUUUGGACUCCCAUGAACUUUCACACUACCUAAAACUACCAUCAUUUUUAUCCUUGCUUUUUUUUUUUCUUCCUAUUCAGAAAAGUAUACAAUCUGAAUUAAGUCUUACUAUAAGUGUGAUAAGACACUAGCCUCUCCAAGGAGAGUGUAUUGGACUAUGUCCUCUCUUCUCCCCAGCUGCCAGGUGCUUAGAAGGCAAUGUGAGGGAGAGUGAAGAGCAUGGGCCCUGGAGUCAGUCUGUGUCCCAAACCUCACUCUUCCUUUUACUUGCAAGUGACCACAGGUACCUUCAGCUUGUCUCAGCUUCAGGCUCCUCACCUGUAAGAUGGGGGUGACAAGAACAGUAUCUGCAGAGUCACAGAAUUGCUGGGAAUUAAUUUGUGAUUCAUACAUGUAAUGAACGUAGAGCCGUGUCCACUGCUUUUCAUUCAAUAUCUAGGAUUGUGUGUGAUAGAAUAUGCGUGUCUUUCACAUUCUCUAUUUACCAUUUAUUUUACUUGUAGUCUUGGGUUGCUGUAAUAAAAGAAAUGUAUAGGUAGAAUAUAUAUUUGUAUAUUCAUGUUGACACUAUUUAAAAUAAUUGCUACCACCUGGCCUGGGUGGUUCAGUGGUGGAGCAUCGACCCAUGAACCAAGAGGUCACCCAUUGGAUUCCUGGUCAGGGCAUAUGCCCGGACUGCUGGCUCAAUCUUCAGUAGGGGCUGUGCAGGAGGCAGCCGUUCAAUGUUUCACUCUCAUCGAUGAACUAUAUUCCUCUCUUCCCCUCUCUCUCAAAUCAAUAAAAACAUAUUUAAAAUAA
Myotis daubentonii (Daubenton's bat) is the source of this 4077-nucleotide messenger RNA. It is a transcript of the gene EIF1AX, whose product is annotated as eukaryotic translation initiation factor 1A X-linked. Gene Ontology annotation, biological process: translational initiation. Gene Ontology annotation, molecular function: translation initiation factor activity; RNA binding. Lineage: Eukaryota; Metazoa; Chordata; Mammalia; Chiroptera; Vespertilionidae. The record is from RefSeq and is a predicted model, not a curated record.